This is a messenger RNA of Puccinia graminis f. sp. tritici CRL 75-36-700-3, 267 nucleotides long. RefSeq lists its product as uncharacterized. Lineage: Eukaryota; Fungi; Basidiomycota; Pucciniomycetes; Pucciniales; Pucciniaceae. The record is from RefSeq and is a predicted model, not a curated record. Bases 1 to 267 code for a protein of 88 amino acids. The transcript has 4 exons.
AUGCAAGUGAUCGGAGGUCGUAGUAGUCCAGUUGCGCUUGGUUUAACGUUCCAUGCCCUGUCACAGAUCGUGACAGGGUCCGAUCGGCCUAAGGACUCCUCGCCAGCCUCUCCUCGAUCUCCGCGGCGAGUCUUGCGGAUAGCUUUAGCGUCUAGACUCCUCAACGAUUCGGCUAUUGACGAUCCUCGCCAAUUAUCCAUCCCCGCCGUUAUUGAUUUACUCUCGACUAGCUCCGCGGCGAGUGUUGCGGAUAGCUUCGAUGUCUAG